Molecule: messenger RNA, 2426 nt
Organism: Phacochoerus africanus (Common warthog)
Lineage: Eukaryota; Metazoa; Chordata; Mammalia; Artiodactyla; Suidae
Gene: LRRC75A
Product: leucine rich repeat containing 75A
Exons: 4
Coding region: 110-1147 (345 amino acids)
Source: RefSeq, a predicted model, not a curated record
AGUUGCCGCCCGGGAGGCGCGCGCGCCGGGCGGCCGAGGGGCGGGCGGCGGCGGGGACGCGGCGUCGCGGCCGGGCGCGGGGAGCGCGGAGAGCGCGGGCGGCGGCGGCAUGGGCACCCGGCAGACCAAGGGCAGCCUGGCGGAGAGAGCCAGCCCCGGCGCGGCGCCUGGCCCCCGGCGCGAGCGGCCCGACUUCUGGGCGUCGCUGCUGCUACGCGCCGGGGACAAGGCGGGGCGCGCGGGCGCGGGCGCGGGGCUGCCCCCCUACCACCGGCGCGUCGGCAUGGUCCAGGAGCUGCUGCGGAUGGUGCGCCAGGGCCGGCGGGAGGAGGCGGGGACGCUGCUGCAGCACCUGCGCCAGGACCUGGGCAUGGAGUCGACCUCGCUGGAUGACGUUCUGUACCGCUACGCCAGCUUCCGGAACCUGGUGGACCCCAUCACACAUGACCUCAUCAUCAGCCUGGCCCGCUACAUCCACUGCCCCAAGCCGGAGGGCGACGCGCUGGGUGCCAUGGAGAAGCUGUGCCGGCAGCUGACCUACCACCUCAGCCCCCACUCCCAGUGGAGGCGGCACCGCGGGCUGGUGAAGAGGAAGCCGCAGGCCUGCCUCAAGGCCGUCCUGGCUGGCAGCCCUCAGGACAACACGGUGGACCUGUCAGGCAUCCCGCUGACCUCUCGUGACCUGGAGCGGGUCACCAGCUACCUGCAGCGCUGCGGGGAACAGGUGGAUAGCGUGGAGCUGGGCUUUACAGGCCUCACGGACGACAUGGUCCUGCAGCUGCUGCCGGCGCUCAGCACGCUGCCCUGGCUGACCACGCUGGCGCUCAACGGCAACCGGCUGACGCGGGCCCUGCUGCGUGACCUCACGGAUGCCCUCAAGGACCCCAGUAAGUUCCCCAGCGUCACGUGGAUCGACCUGGGCAACAACGUGGACAUCUUCUCACUGCCCCAGCCCUUCCUGCUCAGUCUGCGCAAGCGCUGCCCCAAGCAGGGCCACCUGCCCACAAUCCUGGAGCUGGGCGAGGGCCCGGGCUGUGGGGAUGAAGCCCGGGACGAGACGGUAGGCCAGGAGGACCCUGGAGGGGACCCUGGAGCCCCUACCAGAGCCCAGGAGAGCAGGGAAACUGGAGGUGCAGCCCAGACGUGAUGGAUGCGGGGGGCCUCACCAGGGAGUCCUACUGGGUAGGACAGCUGGACAGGCUGGGGGUCCCCUGGGGUCUCUGCCUAGCGUCCGACUGUAUUAGCCUGGGCAGCACCCCCCCACAGGAAGCCAGAUGGUUGGUAGCAUCUCAGAAGGGGUGAUAACUCCUUUGGUCCUCUGGGUAUCCCCUCCUCACCCCUUGUCUGCCUCCUGGAUCCAGGGUCACCCCCCUCCCCCGCUCUAGAGGAACCGGCCUUCAGCCUCCAAGCGCUGGAAGUUCUCCCCCCCAGAAAAGUGUUAAUUGGAGCCGUAUGUGUCACUCAGCAUUUUUUUGUGUCAUAUUUGGGGGAGCAAACUCCAGUCAGCCAGCUGGACAUGCCCCUGAUCAAGGCAGCGACAACUUGUAACUCCUGCACAUAGGCUGGGUGGGGGGGCUCACUGCCAGACCCCCCCCAAAACUAGUCCCCAUCUGUCUUCUUUGUGGAGCCCUGGGCUCCUUGGAACCAACCUGCCAGUCUCAGUCUCCGAUCCCAGGGGCCUCCCUGGGGUGGGCAGAGCUAUCCCCUAUCCCCUUCACCACUUAGGGCGUUAAGUCUGGGGCAGACUGUCUACCCCUCUGCUCAGAUUACCUGAUUUGACAUGGGCUAGUGUUGGCCAGAGCGAGCCCUGCUUCCUUUUCCUUUUUCCUCCCAAUGCAUGGAAUCCCUCAUCCUUGCUACAUUCCCCAAAACCCAGAACCCCAAAGCCAGGUGCCUCCCAAGACAGCUAGAAGUGGGGGGGGGGGGGCCUGGGGGAUGACUGGAGGUUCCCAAAGGGAGUAAGACAGGGUUUCGCCCUCCCACCCCGGUAUCCAAAACCUACCAACCAAAAAAUAACCCCUUCUAGGCACAAUUAGCAAGUCCAGGAAGAUGGGGAACCAGAGCCCCUCACGCAAACAGCAGGGCUGGGGAAGCACAGCUGGACAGGCCCUCCAGCCUCCUGCCAGGUAGGUCUCUAGGCCAGAAGGCAGGACAAGGGCUGGGGGUGACCCCCCACACCAGACUGGAACCUUGAGUGCUACUAUCUGGGCAGAUGUGGGGCAGCUUCAGCAGCUAGAGAAGUCCAUGGGAAGGACAGAGAGCCCAGAGCAACACGAAGUGAACUCCCUUAAAGAGAUAGCUUAAAUGCCGGGGUAUUUCUGCCAUGUCUCAAGAGGGGAAGGUGAUAUGUACCAAUACCUGGACUGCUAAUACUUAUCAGCAGUGAUCUAACUUGACCUUUUCUUCAAAUACACAUUUUUAAAGAA